Molecule: messenger RNA, 865 nt
Organism: Alternaria alternata
Lineage: Eukaryota; Fungi; Ascomycota; Dothideomycetes; Pleosporales; Pleosporaceae
Exons: 1
Coding region: 271-813 (180 amino acids)
Source: RefSeq, a predicted model, not a curated record
GCGCUGUUGUCGAUGGCUUCGGAUUGCAUGGGGAUGGAGAGUAGGCUCGUGGACUACGGCCUUAGUCCGUCAGCGUUGUUCUUUGCGUUGAUUGCUCAUUUCGAGCCCUCGAACGUUUUGUCAUUCGCUACAAUCCUACAAGAUGUAUUAGACGUGCGUCGAGUUGAGCUUCAGGAAUACAUGUCCUCAGUAUCUGGAGACAUCACUCGCGAGCUUCCCUCCCCCAUGGAAUAGCUAGCCAUCGACUAUAUCCACAGAGUACAGAACUACAUGGUUUCGAUUGCUUCCGGUAUUUCGGUUUCGCAUGCGGAGUUCAUUACUCAGUCCUAUAACGCCAUUCUCCCAUCAGAACUCCCACACAAACACAUAGUGUUCCGAAUUAAGGGCACCAAGUUUGGCUUGGGAUUUAUGCCCUCGCUGUUCGGGCUCCACUUUCGAGCCGUUUAUAAGAAGGUGGAGCACGCCGAAGCUGGGAAAGGUAAUGAAAUUUGGGAGACCUACAACCUGCCCUUCACAUUCGCGCAGGUCUGGAAAUACAUGAUUCUUCCCGCCGUUGUCCUCGACAAAAGCGGUCCCCAUUUGAUGGAUCCAGAUUCGAUCGCAAUGGUAAAAGGAGGUGUUGUCGGAAAUCACGGUCCAGACGCCGUGGAACCCAGUGUUGACAUAAUCUGUUACACGUUGGCUGAGCUCAGGCGAAGGGGCAAGUUCAAGAACGGAAAACUUUGUUUGGUUGAUUGUCGAUAUGUGGUCAGUACUCUGUACGGGUACUCACUGAUGCGGCCGCUUGGGUUUAAGGACCCAAGCGACAGGUAAGUAGAGCAUGGAAAACCGCCCUGGAGACUUGCGGUCAUGCCUUUAUAAUAAC